Molecule: messenger RNA, 1401 nt
Organism: Adineta steineri
Lineage: Eukaryota; Metazoa; Rotifera; Eurotatoria; Adinetida; Adinetidae
Source: the annotation of a GenBank genome assembly
AUGAUCAUAUAUGCUAAAGAUUAUAGUCCAGUUGAAAUGAAUCGAAUUCGUAUUAAAAAACUUUAUUCAGAUCAUUUAUUAAUAAGACCAUCAACCAAAAAUGUUAGUCAAACAGUCAUUGCACUUGGUUUAGGAAUUAUGGAAGUAGUUGGAAUUGAUCCCCAAAAACAAGUUAUUACACUUAAUGCUAAUUUUGAAUUAAAAUGGUGUGAUAGUCUUUUACAUUGGAAUUCAAGUGGACAACCCUGUAUUGGCAGAAAAAAUCGUUCAGAAAUUUUCUUUAGUCCACAUGAAUUAUGGACACCAGAUAUUGUUGCAAUAAAUGGACCAGGAAAAAUAGAAAAAGAUUCUAAAUCUCAAUAUCCUGUUUUAGUUAUUUGUACCGGUAAUGUUCGAUGGUCGUAUCAAGAUAGAAUUGUUUCAUUCUGUGAAGUCGAUGUUCGGAAUUUCCCAUUUGAUCGACAAUAUUGUUCUAUUAUUCUUCAAUCAACUAUAUUUGAUACAAGCCAAUUAAAAUUACGCAGUCUGUAUAAAGUAGUACGACUCUAUAAUCUCAUAAGAACUGAAUGGGAAAUUACGCAUGCAACCAUUGAAGAGAUUGAUUUAUAUAAUCCACAUCAUCAACGAAAUUUUAGUACAAUUAAAAUCAAUAUUGAACUUGUACGUCUUUCACGUUUUUAUAUUUUAAAAAUAAUUUUCCCAUUUUCGAUUAUAUCAUCACUUGCAUUAUUCUCAUUUUGCUUACCAACAGAUAGUGGUGAAAAAGUAGCACUUACUGUUAGUGUUUUACUUUCAUUAUCUAUUUAUCUACAGACUAUAUCUGAUUAUGUACCAAAAACUGAACGUGGGUUUUCAAUAUUAACAUUAUAUUCCAACAUAGUAUUUUCUUUUGUUUUUCUUUCUUGUAUAUUUAAUAUUUUUACAAUAUUUAUCUAUUAUCAUGAACAAUAUUCUAUGAAACACAAAAAACUUAAAGGAAAACAAAAACCUAUUUUAUCUAAUAUACAUGAAUCAUUAUUAGAAAUGAACAAACAACGAUGGACAUUCUUGAAAAAACGUCGAAAUAUUCAUUAUAAAUUACCUGAACAAACAGAUGUUAGUGGUCUCGAAGUAUUACAUGAUAUUCGAUAUAUUCGACAAUUAUUAAUGAAUUUAUUGGUACGACAAAGUACUGCUGAUUUUCGUUAUCAUCUAUUUCAACCAAAACGAUCUCUUAAACAAAUUGCUGUGCUAAUUGAUCGAGUUUUAUUUUUUAUUUAUCUUAUUUCAAUGCCAAUAAGUACAAUAAUAUUAUUUCAAUCAAGUAAUCAACCACGUCUUCCAGCAGCAACAAAUCAAAUACUUGAUUUACAUAAGACAGUUACCGAUCCUAUCCCAGUUUUUCGUGGUUGCCCAAAAUAA